AUGAGGAACCCAUUCAAGGCACUGAGCAAGUCGACCGAUGUGCUUGAGCCGGAGCCGGUCACGGUCGACCAGCAUCCUCAACCAAGUUCGAGCGAGGGCGAGAAGGGAAAGCCCAAAGUAGACAUUUCCCAAGCGGCGGCCGACCUAAGCAAGAUCGAGCACGCACACCAAUGGGACCCCAACUUGCCCCAGGCCCAGCUCGAUGCCUUCAAAAAGGCCGUCGCAAGUGGAGAUGCCGAGGAGAUCGCCAAGGCCGAAGCCCUCUUCACCGACGACUCGCCGUACGAAGAGGUCCGCGCCGCCGUCCGCAACACCGACGGAGGCGAAGUGGCCAACACAGUGCGGGCGUGGAUUCUAGGCAUGAUUUUCGUUACCCUCGGAAGCGGCGUCAACAUGUUUCUGAGUAUGCGCAGUCCGGCCAUCAGCUUCCCGUCCGUCGUGGUCCAGCUGCUCGUUUACCCCGUCGGCUGUCUAUGGGCCAGGGUCGUGCCUACUAAAGUAUUCAGUACAUUCGGUGUCAAGUGGACUUUCAACACGGGCCCUUUCAACAUCAAGGAGCACGUCGUCAUCACGCUCAUGGCCAACGUGUCUAUCGGCUAUGCGUAUAGCACUGACGCCCUCCUGGCGCUGCAGGGUAAGCCCUUCUACAACAUCAACCUUGGCUGGGGCUUUGCGUUGCUCUUCACCCUCAGCUCGCAGCUCAUUGGCAUCUCUUUCGCGGGAAUGUUCCGCCGCUUUCUCGUCUGGCCGUCCGCCAUGAUAUGGCCCAGCGUGUUCUCCAAUACAGCCCUGUUUCACGCGCUCCACGACAAGACCAAGAGCGAUAACGCUGACGCCAAUGGCUGGGGCAUUAGUCGCUACCGCUACUUCUUCUACGUACUGUGCGGCAUGUUCUGCUACUACUGGCUCCCUGGCGUGAUAUUCCAGGGCAUGCAAGUCUUCGCCUUCGUCACCUGGAUCAGCCCCAACAACGUCGUCCUGAACCAGCUGUUUGGUGGAAUCACGGGUUUGAGUCUGAUCCCCAUUACCUUCGACUGGACUUACGUCAACGCGUACCUGGGCGACCCUCUGCUGGCCCCGGUACACACCCACAUCAAUACUCUGGUCGGAUUAUUCGUCUUCGUCAUCUUGUCCACCAUCGGAAUAGUCUACUCGGGUGCGAUAUACUCCGAAUACGUGCCGCUCGUCACUUCGCAGACCUACGACAACACCCAGAGCAAGUACAACGUCAGCCGCAUCCUGGGCGACGGCUUCACCUUUGACUUGGCCAAAUACAAGGAGUACUCUCCUCUCUACCUGUCGCCUACCCUCGCGCUCAACUACGGCAUGUCGUUCGCCGCCCUGACCGCCGCUCUCGUUCACACUGGACUCUUUCACGGCAAGGAGAUCUGGUAUCGGCUAAAGACGGCCAGGAACCAAGAGCCAGAUGUCCACUUGAAGAUGAUGAGGAAGUAUGUCGACGCGCCGGAUUGGUGGUACGUCGUGCUCUUCGUUAUUACCAUGGCGCUGGGCCUCGGUACCUGUCUGGGUUACGACUCCCAGAUCCCUUGGUGGGCAUUCUUCGUGUCCGUCAUUAUGGUGCUCGUCUUUGUCAUCCCCACAUGCACCAUUCUCGCCAUCUCCAACAUUGCCCUGGCGUUGAAUGUGCUCUCGCCCUUUUUGGCUGGCUUCAUGAUCCCUGGGAGACCUAUAGGUGUUAUGAUUUUCAAGGUCUACAGCACAAUUGUCCUCGGCCAGGCCCAGACGUACAGUGCUGAUCUGAAAAUGGCCCAUUACAUGAAAAUCCCGCCCAAGACAACCUUCUGGUGCCAGGUUGUCGCCACCAUCUGGGCCACCUUUGUCCAGAUCUCCGUGAUGAACUGGACGCUGGGUAAUAUCCCCGGCUGCUGCGAUACCGACCAGCCCGCCAGGUUCACCUGCCCUAACGGCCGUGCCUUCUUCUCCUCGUCCAUAGUGUGGGGCGUCAUCGGCCCCCAACGCAUGUUCGGCUCGGGCUCCAUGUACGCCAACUUCAACUACUUCUGGCUCAUCGGCGCAGUCUUGCCAUUAAUCCUCUGGGUGCUCAUUCGUAAGCUCAACGUCAAGUUCGCCCGCCACUUCAACGCCCCCAUAAUGCUGGGCGCCAUGGGCUGGCUGCCCCCCGCCACGCCGCUGAGUUUCUGGUCUUGGGGCAUGUACGGCCUGCUGUUUAACCACUUUAUCCGCAAGCGGUGGGGUGGCUGGUGGCAUACGUACAAUUUUGUCACGGCGGCUGGACUGGAUGCCGGGUUGAUAAUUUCGACUAUUGUGGUGUUCUUUGCGAUUACGUUACCUGAUGUGACGAUUCCGCAGUGGUGGGGAAAUGUGGAUGUCUAUAAUACUAUGGAUUCUUCGUUCACUGCGGUUCUCAGGACUGUACCUGAGGGUGGGACCUUUGGGCCUGCGACUUGGUGA
Messenger RNA from Pseudomassariella vexata, 2433 nucleotides. RefSeq names its product OPT family small oligopeptide transporter. Gene Ontology annotation, biological process: transmembrane transport. Lineage: Eukaryota; Fungi; Ascomycota; Sordariomycetes; Amphisphaeriales; Pseudomassariaceae. Gene Ontology annotation, molecular function: oligopeptide transmembrane transporter activity. The transcript has 4 exons. The record is from RefSeq and is a predicted model, not a curated record. The coding region runs from base 1 to 2433 and encodes 810 amino acids.